This is a messenger RNA of Nothoprocta perdicaria, 3359 nucleotides long. It is a transcript of the gene RNF169, whose product is annotated as ring finger protein 169. Gene Ontology annotation, biological process: double-strand break repair. The record is from RefSeq and is a predicted model, not a curated record. Gene Ontology annotation, cellular component: nucleus; site of double-strand break. The transcript has 6 exons. The coding region runs from base 1 to 1788 and encodes 595 amino acids. Gene Ontology annotation, molecular function: ubiquitin-protein transferase activity; nucleosome binding. Lineage: Eukaryota; Metazoa; Chordata; Aves; Tinamiformes; Tinamidae.
AUGUGCGCUGAAAGCGGGCGGCCUCAGCCCGUGACGGGACCCCGGGCGGACAGCAGCCGUCGCCACCCUUGGUGGGACAGGGCUGGACCUCCAGGCGAGAACGAGCAGCUGCGCUUGUUCCAUCACCUUCCCGUGGAAUGGGAUGAGGCCGACCAGCCUGCAGUKCCCCAGCUCCUCCGUGACCUUCUUGAAGACCCUGACUUCAUUUUCCGAGCGCCCAUCAAGCUGAGCAAACCGGGGGAGCUGCGGGAAGAGUAYGAGAGCCACCUGAGGAAGCUGAGAGAAGAGAAACUGCAGGAGGAGAAAGCUUCCGAGGAGCUGAUCCACAAGCUCCUUCUCGAUGAGACGGAAGGAGGCAAAAGGAAAAUGGAAGAACAGCAGAAAAAAGAUGAAUCGCUYGUGCUGAAGGUGAAUCAGGAGUGUUUCCCUGAGCGCCUCUCGGAUUCCGAGAACGAGGAACCGUUCCAGGGCAAACAGGCGCAUYGCUCGGCUUUCGUCUCCAAGACCAGCGCCUACUCCUUCGCUUUCCUUUCAGGGAACCUGACCUCCAAGGUGGAAAGGAGCCGGAGCUGCAACGACACCAUUCAAGAGAGAUCGAAGAGCAGGCAGAGAUCGGCCCCAGCCAACAAGGCAAAGGUACUGCCUGUUGCAGCCGUGCCCAGCGCCUCGACGCCCCUGCUUGGGGUCCUGUCGUGCACGCAGAACCACCGCUGCCUCUCGGCGCCGGACCUGAGCGCCGAGAAGCGCCUCGCGCUCACCGCCGCCUCCUCCUCCUCCUCGGCGCUCCACAAGCCCGAGCGGUCCAUCAGCCCCGAGAGCAACGACAGCAUCUCCGAGGAGCUCAACCACUUCAAGCCCAUCGUGUGCUCGCCGUGCACCCCUCCCAAGCGGCUCCCCGACGGCCGCGUCCUCAGCCCCCUCAUCAUCAAGUCCACGCCGAGGAACCUCAGCCGGAGCCUGCAGAAGCCAACGAGCUACGAGGCCAGUCCCCGCAUCCUYAAGAAAUGGGAGCAAAUAUUCCAGGAGCGGCAGAUCAAAAAGACGCUCUCCAAAGCAACUCUCACGUCGGCCGCUUCGGAGCCUGCGGACGAUGUUGCGGCUCCGGGCGCCACCAACCCCAGCAGCUGCGUCAAAGAGCAACCGGAGGAGCCCGUCCCGCCGCACAUGACGGGAGCCCCUCACCCGGAGCUGGAUUUCUUUCCUUCCAUGAGUGAAACGAAGCCGGGGACGGGAGGGGAGAGGAGCAGAGCUCCGCAGGCCUUAACAACAGCCGAUAACUCCGCAGAAGCCGCCGCGAGAGCCAAGGUAAACGCGCGCCUCUCGGGAGCCCCCGAGGGAAAAGCCAGCGCCUACGCGGCCAAAUCCUGCCUCAAAAUGCCGAGCAGGAGCGGGCUGGUCGGCGCGGAUCCUGUCAGAGCCCCGGGCAAGAAGCAGCUCCAGUUCCUGCCUCCCGGCGAGCCGCUCCCGGUGCGGAACAGCUCCGGCGGCGGCGGGGAGAAGCUCGCGGGCGAGCAGCCGCCGGCGCCGAGACGGGGCCGCAAGCGGCGCUGCAAAACGAAGCACCUGGAGCACAAGGGGCCCCUCAAGAGACUGCGGCCGGCGGCGGGCGACGCCGCCGGGGCACCCACCACCGCCGCCCAGCGGAGGCUGCGGCAGGAGGAGGAGGACCGGAGGCUGGCCCUGCGCCUGCAGCGCCUUUUCRACAGCGAGAACAGGACGGUGGAGAGGCGGAGAGCGCGAGGCGAGCGGUACCCGCUGCGCUCCAAGAGCACCCUGGGGGCGAAGUAGCCCUGCUGGGCGACGUGGCCUUUCUAGAGGACGCUGAGGUUGAUGAGGUGGUCUCGGAGGAGGACUUUUGUCAUGGUUCCCGCCCACACGAUGGUCUUGCUUUUCGGUGGUAUGGCAUCCGGUUCAGGGAGGAGCCCAGGGUCCUUUCAGAGUUAACCAAAAAAACAGAAAAAAAGGGAAUAAAAAAUAGAAUAAAAGGGGGGAAAAAAGUCCUCUGACCUCUCUGGUCCAUGAGGCUGAAGGAAGUGUCAGUCCUCAGCACGAUGCAGUGCAAGGCAGGUAAAUAUAAUGGAUGGUGUUUGGGUUCCCCGAGCUCAGGCUGCUGCAUCAGCAGGGUACCAAGGUCCUGGGUGAAUAUGGAAGUAUGGGAUGUAUCCUCCUAUAGGGCACGGAUCCGAAUAUAUCCCUCAUCCGAAUGUAUGGAUGGUAGCUUGCUUGCUCUACACAGAUGACCAAGAGUGGUAGCUGUAAGACAGGGAUUUGACCGAAAAGCACUGGGAGAACUUGUAAAUUUAUGUGAAUGAUGGAGGGAAGGAUGGUGUGGAGCAGCCAGGAGCUGUUCUCUUGGGCUCAGUGACACCUUUCUGCCUAACGUCCCCUGGUCUCUAUCUCUCACCCAACGUAUUUCAUGCUCUUCCCACCAACGCUUGUAAUCCAGCAGGGAAAACACUGCCUUGGGGGUGUGAGGAAGGAGGUUUUCCRUAGGGAUGGGUAUCCGAGAGCUCUCCCCAUGCACAUGAGACUUGUCCUUGCCUGUCCAGCACAGUUAUCCCGUGGUCCUUGACCCAUCCCGACCCUUUCCCGAGGGGCCUGCGGUGGAGUUGGGCCAAGCGCCUGGCCCUCCGGCUGGUGGCUGCACGUCCAUGAGAAGAUGCAGAUCCAGAUGCUCCAUGUUGGCCACUUCCAAGCGGGAAUUCGUGCUGCCAGGAGACUAAAUCUGUCCCCUGGAAGGCAGAAGGUGCUAGAGCAGGCACAGGGUGUGCCAAGUGUCCCGUUGUCACCUGCCGACAUGGCCAGGAGCAUGGGAUGGGCCACCGGGAAUCCGGAUCCCUGUAUGCUCCUCAGCGUGACAAUAACAUAUAAUAAUAAUAUAAUAAUAAAUAGCAGCAGAUCCAGCUGGCCUGGUGGUUUGAUCCGACUCAUCACCCGCUUCCCCCGUGACAUUGCUGGUGCUUCACGGAGCAAAUUGUGGGAUUUAUCCCACUGGAUCUCCCAUCCCCAUUGUGGGAUCUCUCAUGAGGAGAAUUACUCCCAUAUCCCAAGGCUGUAUCCUUCCCAUAUCCCCAAGGUCUUUGAUCCGUCACAGAGCAUUUUCUCUCCUCUUCACCAUCCAUUCCCCAUGAAAUGGUUUCCUUGAUUUUUUUUCCCGGGUAAUUAGCCCAGAAAAACCUCAGCCCCAUCCUUUCCUGCUGCCUUGCACUGUAUUCACCCAGGAUCCUCCGGAAUCGCGGGAAUCUCCUCCUUCCCUGCAGCUGAAACGGUUAAAAAUAAGCAAAAAUAGGAAUUUCUUCUCUCUUYUGGCAGAUUUGUGGGACUGCAAGGACCCUGGCGCUUUUUACCUCAUUGAACUG